AUGGAAGGGUCACUGGCCUCGCUGGACAGUAGUGACCGGACGAGCCUCUCGGAUGGGGGGAGCAGCAAAGAGGAGACUGAGAAGUUGGAGAGGGUGCUGGUGGGUGACUUGACCAACCUUCCGUCCCUAAGCUCCAGGAUUGUGCGCAUCUUUACAAGCUCCACCUUCACAGAUACAACACUGGAGCGAAAUGCACUCAUGGAGAAGGUCUACCCCAAGAUUAAAGAGUUUUGCCGGGAAACACAUGGACUGGAAUUCCAGGUUGUGGAUAUGCGCUGGGGAGUCCGAGACGAGGCCACCGACGAUCACAUGACCACAGAGCUGUGCAUGAAGGAGAUAGAGAACUGUCAGCGCCUGUCCAUGGGACCCAACUUUGUGGUUUUCCUGGGUCAGAAGUACGGUUAUCGGCCCUUGCCCACUCACAUCGCCGCCACAGAGUUUGAACUGCUAAGAGAAUGUGUGAAGAACGUGGCCAGUGAGUUAGAGUUGAUGGACGAAUGGUAUAAGCGGGAUAACAACAGCCCGCCCCUUUAUGUGCUACAGCCAAUCAGCUCCAUCUUUACAAACUUCAACAAUAAGCGGCAUCAGCGGUUACAAGAGGCCGACCAAGCGUCGUGGUCAGAAACCUUCAGCAAACUUCAAAGGAUUAUUCGAAAAGCCGCCCAGGUGUUGUUCAUCACGAAGAAGAUCGACCGCGAGCGUAUGCACAAUUACUUCAUGUCAGUGACUGAAAGAGAGAUUGAGCGGGGCAUUUUGAAGGCGCUGGACGUCGAUGAACAUUGCUUGUGCUACAUAAGGGAAAUCUCCAACAUCAAUACGACGCUGCUUAGGUUCGCCGGAAAGUUCGUAGACUUCGCUUCCCGAAAUGUUGACGGCGAGGCGCAGAAACUUCUGAAGGCGUUACGGGACGACAAAAUCCCCAAGAAGUUGGCCAGCACGAAUCUGACGCGGUUUUGCGUCGAGUGGAGCGGAAAGGAAGGGAUUGACCCGGAGACCCAUGCGGAGUACCUGGAACAGUUCUGCGAGCAUUUCCUUGCUUCCGUCACCCGUCUGGUGAACAAUGCCAUGGCCAAACACGAGAAACUGGCGAACAACGCCGUAUAUGUGGAGACUUUGCAACACCUGCACGCUUGCCAGAUGUUCUGUAAGGUGUUUCAAGGCCGCGAGGAGACUGUGGAGCGGAUCCACCAGUACAUCGUGGCGGACACGGACAAACCUUUCGUCCUGUACGGAGAGAGCGGCUGUGGGAAGACUUCGCUGAUGGCCAAGGGCUCCAGUCAGGUGAGGUCGUGGCUCCCGGAUGGGGUUUUUCCGAUUUUGAUGUUGCGGUUUUUGGGAACAACCCCACACAGUUCCAGCAUCAUCCCGCUCCUGACGAGUCUCUGCAAACAGCUAGCCUUCAUGUACGAUCAACCAGAAGAGGAAAUACCGGAGGAGUUAGCUCCCUUGAUUCAACAUUUCAAAAAGCUAAUGGCGUGUGCUACCCGCGAGAGACCUCUUGUGAUAUUCUUGGAUUCCUUAGACCAACUUUCAGGAGCAGACGGGGCUCACCAGUUGGCAUGGAUACCAGUCCAGUUGCCGCCACAUGUCAAGCUUGUCGUGUCAACGUUGCCGAACUACUACAACCUUUUGAAAACUUUGCAAAAGAUGAUCGACAGUGAAGAAAACUUUGAGCAAAUCUUGCCGUUGGGUGAAAACCUGAGUAGCACCAUUCUGAAACUGUGGCUUCAAAACGCCAACAGAGCGAUCACGGAGGACCAGUGGAAAAUAGUAAACGAGGCGAUCGCCAAAUGCAAUCUACCGCUUUACGUCAAACUAGUGUUCGACGAAAUCUGCCGUUGGCGAUCUUACACCAGUCCAAAGCUGACGACGUUGGCGUUCACGAUUCACGACAGCAUCACAAAACUUUUCGAAAAGAUCGAGAACCAACACGGAAAAACACUAGUUUCCCAUGCACUAGGCUACAUUACAGCGGCUAAGAAUGGUCUUUCCGAGCCAGAACUGGAAGACCUGUUGUCCAUCGAUGAGAAGGUUUUAAACGACGUGUAUCAGUAUCAUCUUCCACCUGUCCGUCGAAUCCCGCCCCUCCUCUGGACUCGCAUGAGGAAUGACCUGCCAGGUUACCUUAGUGAAAGAGAGGCCGAGGGAGUGAACGUCAUUGGUUGGUAUCAUCGUCAGUUUAUCGACGCCGCAAAAGAACGCUACUUCAAGAAUUUAAAUUUUCUCAGCGAAGUGCACGCUAACAUUGCGGAGUACUUCUUGGGUACCUGGGGAGGUGGAAUCUCAAAGCCGUUUGAGUAUUCCGAGCUGCAGCGACAGAGGUUCCAAUUGGAGCAACGAACGGGAGAAUCCGACAGAAAGCUUCCACCGCAACCCCUCAAGUUCGUGGACGCUGAUGGAAGAACCAUUCGGUACAAUUUACGCAAGCUCAGCGAACUGCCGUUUCACUUGGUCCGAUCUCAUCGCUUCGAGUGUCUGUACACGGAGGUGCUGUUUAACUACAAAUUCCUACAUGCCAAAAUUUCAUCAAUGCCCUUGCAAGCCCUGCUAGCGGAUUUCGAGGAUUUUAUGAUGAACGUCUACGACAAAGACGCCAAGUUAUUGUCGGACGCUCUUCGCCUCUCUAGCUCUAUUCUAAGUCAUUACCCUGACAUGCUCGGUCCUCAGAUUGUGGGCAGACUCUUGCCUCUAUACGGCUCAAAUCAGAAAAUCAAGCAACUCAUUGAUCAUUGCGACACGGACGGUUUGUGGGACUGUGCCUUAGUACCGGCUCACCAUUGCCUUCAUACACCCGGUGGACCUCUACAGUACUCUCUCGAAGGUCACCCUUUUGCGCCAUUCGGAAUCGGUGUGACCUCUGACGCGAAAUACUUAGUGUCCGUGUCUAACAAGUUUAUCAUAUGGGACACGUCCACUGGGGAGGUCUUCAGAACUGUCACCCCCGGGAUAGGGGGCAUAAUGCAGAAUCUCCUCAUAACGCCUGACGAUAAACAUGCAGUCAGCUUCACCAACAACAACCAAGUGCUAGUGUGUAAUAUACUGACCGGGGACUACAAGUUAAUCUCGGGACCCGUCGAUAAGAAACUCAGGGACAUUAGUGGUAUAACGGUGACCAACACCCACGUCAUUGUGUGGAACGAUAAGCAGUGGAGCUUGUACACGCUCACAGGUAAAUGUGUUGAAACACAAAAUGUUCCAUCUGAUAAAGUACCGCUGAGUAUUAUACAACUUGGUGACGAGGCGGCAAAAGAAAAAUAUUUCGUUUUGAAAAGCGGACUACAAAACGAUGACGAUUUAGCUUUGGAAACUCAGGGCAUAGACAUUGAACCGUUUGAAUUUCACAGUGCUUUGGUCACGACAAGAGAUAAAAAGACUCUGUACUCCUGUAUAGAAAUAAGUGACCACGCCGUUGUCGUUUACAAACUCGACGGGAAAACUUGGAGAUACGACCGAACACUCGGAGACAAUGUAGAUGCUGUGUUUUCCCUAAAGUUAUCCGAGGACGAAAAGUAUCUGGUGGCUACGUUAGCGCUUGGGUACAAGCUAUGGGACUUGAAGACGGACGUGGUCCGGCAGCUUAAGUUACCGCACGGGAUAAGGAAUAUCCCAAGCAGGAACCAGCUGACCAGUCACGUCGUCUUUACGAAGAGUAAUCACUUCAUCGUGGCAGGAGUAAGGAAGAAUCUCUACGUCUGGGAUGUCAAGCAAGGGAAUUUGGUGAAAACCCUGGAUGCGCACUUCGGUCGCAUCAUCGCCUUGACGUCUGUGUGCCGGGACAUCAACACGGUGAUCUCGUCCUCCAUGGAUAAGACAAUCAAGGUCUGGAACUUCAACAACAUCCUUGAAGACGUCUUCUCCAUCGAUCGUCACGAUAAGCCGAUAGAGACCCUGCACCUGGCGUCGAAUUGCUACAUCGGCAUCACGACUACGAGGAAUUCGAUUGGUGUGUGGAAUCUAGAGAACGGCAAACUCCUGAAGACGCUCGGUACGAGUACCCACAGCUCUAUCCUGGUGGACGCCGUCAUCACAGGCGACGGGCAAUAUGCUAUAGCGGCCGAGACAAUGAGCGUCGUCGUUUGGGACGUGGAGAAGGAAAAGGCCAUAAAGUCUGAGUCUCAGAAAGACAUACAGGAGCUCAUUCUAUGCGAGGACGACUCUAAGUUCAUCACGGUGUCUAAGUCAGCUCCUAACAAAGGCACAUGUGUGUGCAGGACGAUACCCGAUGGAGACGAGGUCUUUAAGUUUGAGUACAACUUGAAAACGUUCAGGGCAGGCGUGCUGACAUGUGACGGACUGUACAUAGUGCUCCCAGGGGUGGAGAAAAGUGGCGACACACUAAAAGUGUUUCAUGCCCGAACAGGAACGCAUCUGUUCAAUGUGCCGCUAAAGUUUUCCAGCUACAAGGAGAUAAACAGACUUGUGGCCAUGCCUCACGAUCCGAACCAAGUAGCCAUCAUUGACUCAGAAGGCAAUAUUUUAGACUUGAAGAAGAAAAGCGUGAUUCGGUCAGUGCCAAAGUGGAACGGAAUGUGCACGCAGAAUGGUAAGAUCGGGCUGUACGCUCCCAACCGGGGUGGCAUGGAUCUGAUCGAGCUAAGGCACGGCAAGACUGUGAAGACCCUGAUUCCGCGGAUUGCCGAGGGGGUCUUCAAGGUAACCGUGGAGUUUACGAAAACGGACCAACACGUUCUGUAUUACCAUUCGGGUCACCGGACCGUCCGGGUAUUCAGAACCUCCGACGGGAAAAUGAUCGCCAACUUCAAGGCUCAUGCCGAGGUCAAGGUGAUGACUGGCUCGACUGGAGGGGCUUCGGUGGUGCUGGGAUGCGAGGACGGAAGCCUGACGGUCCUCACUAUCGCAGACCCCACCAGUGAGUCCAGUGUCGAGUUCCUCAAGUCCUUACCCAGCCGUCAAAUCGUGUAUACCACCAGCAGUCCGUCCCACAGGAAGCUCGGGGCGAAUGGCGAAGUGGCAAACGGUCGUCUUAGUGUUGGUACGGCGCUGCAAAUGGCCAGGUUCGUUGCAAAGGCGAGAGGGGUACAGAAGUCUAGAGCAUGCGUUAUAUCCUGAUCGUUACCGUAAAAUACCGUUGUGUAUACUGGUGGUGUACCACAACCACAUCCAUAACCACAUUAUGUUACAAUUCAUAUGGUUCGCAUAUUGCGUGCAAUACUGU
Liolophura sinensis is the source of this 5176-nucleotide messenger RNA. RefSeq names its product NACHT and WD repeat domain-containing protein 2-like. Gene Ontology annotation, molecular function: protein binding. The record is from RefSeq and is a predicted model, not a curated record. Lineage: Eukaryota; Metazoa; Mollusca; Polyplacophora; Chitonida; Chitonidae.